This is a messenger RNA of Chrysoperla carnea, 2527 nucleotides long. RefSeq names its product low-density lipoprotein receptor-related protein 2-like. The record is from RefSeq and is a predicted model, not a curated record. The transcript has 4 exons. NCBI's taxonomy places the organism in Eukaryota, Metazoa, Arthropoda, Insecta, Neuroptera, Chrysopidae. The coding region runs from base 47 to 2497 and encodes 816 amino acids. Gene Ontology annotation, molecular function: protein binding; calcium ion binding.
CUUGAAUGUGUGAUCCACAGUGGAUUGGGUUGUUAGUUUUACAAUAAUGACGAUGUGCUUCGGUUUGAAUGUUCGGGCAUUGCCCCAACUAUAUAGAAACCACUUUUUAAUUGUGUAUUGUUGGAUGGUAAUAUUGUGUUUUCAAUAUACGAGUAGCCAAGAAAUUUCAGACAACAACGGUUCAUGUGAUCCAUCUUUAAACUGCGAAUAUAAAUGUGAGCGUUCAUUAACAGGUGGUACAUGUUUUUGCCCCGAUGGACAUAUACUUAACGUUGAUAAUCGUACAUGUAUCGAUCGUAAUGAGUGUAUUGAUUGGGGUACCUGUGAUCAGUUAUGUACGAACUCUGAUGGUAGUUUUUCAUGCUCGUGUGUCCAUGGCUAUCAGCUUAUUGAUGACAAACAUUGUAUGGCGUAUAAUUCAUCACAAUUAUUAUUGUAUUUUGCAUACAAAUAUUUGGGUGUGUACCAAAUGACCCAAAAUGGAGAUAAUAUUACGAUGGUUGCCAAUUCAACGAGUGCUAGUGGAUUGGAUUUUCAUUAUAAUCGUAAUUUAUUAUUUUGGUCGGAUACCAAAACCGGUAAAGUACAUUCUCAAAUGCUAAGAGAAAAUACUCCAACAUCUGUACAAAGUCCACCAGCAAAUAUUACUCUACCAGUAAAAUGGGAUCCAAUAGCCAUAGCAGUUGAUUGGGUGGGUGAUAAAUUAUAUGUUGUGGAUUCUUUUGGACAAAAAAUAGAUGUUUUUGAAUUGGAUGGACGUUGGCAUACCGUGGUAAUUGGAUCUUUAACUAAUCCAGCUGAUAUUGCUUUGGAUCCAACUGUUGGAUACAUGUUUAUUGCAAAUGGCCCUCAAAUUUUGCGAGUAAAUAUGGACGGAACAGAUUCACAGGUAAUUGUCUCAAAAUUGCCAAAUUAUGCAACAGGUAUUGCUGUUGAUAUAAUCGCAAAACGCAUCUUUUGGUCUGACUCGGUAGCGAGUCAGAUCGAAUCUGUCGACUAUAAUGGGGAACAUCAAGUAAUAAUAAUUCGAGAAGAAUCAAAAGUAAAUCCAACUCGUUUAGCUGUUUUCGAGAACCGUGUAUAUUGGGGUGAGGACACUCAAGGUAAUACAUCUCUGAAUAAAUACGAAGGCAUUAUAUCUGUAGAUAAAUACGACGGGUCCAACUCAAUACAAGCAAUUAGCAGCACUCAUGAUAGUUUUUUCUUUGUGAAGCCAAAAGCUAUUAAAACAGUUCAUGAAUUAAUCCAAAAACAUACCGUAAAUCCAUGUGGAAAAGAUAAUGGUGGUUGUCAACAUAUGUGCAUACUUACACAUGCUACUGUGGAUCUAGGAUAUCGUUGUGCCUGUAAUAUUGGUUGGGAACUAGCGUUGGAUAAACGAACUUGUUCCCCAAUCCAGGAGUUUUUACUAUAUGCCGAACAAAAAUUUAUUAAAGGAAAAAUUGUGAAACCCGUUGGGAAUGCGUUUAGUGAAGCAAUUCUGCCAAUUGGAACCGCGCAUGGACGGUUUAUUGGCUUAGAUUUUGAUGCACACGAAAAAUAUAUUUAUUACUCAGAUGUUUUACAAAAUGUUAUAUAUCGAGUCCAUCUUAAUGGAUCUUCAAAAGAAGUUAUUGUUGCAUCACAAAUUGAAUCAGUUGAAGGUUUAGCCGUAGAUUGGGCAUCCAAAAAUUUGUACUAUAUUGAUAGUCGAAAAGGUACUUUGAAUGUAUUAUCGACCAGAAAUGUUACAUAUCGACGAACUUUAUUGAAAAACUUAAAGCGACCUCGUGGAAUUGUUCUUCAUCCAAACAAGGGGUACAUCUUCUUUUCCGUAUGGGAACAACCUGCAAAUAUAUCACGUACGAAUACAGAUGGUACCAAUUUGAUAACCUUUGAAAAUAUGACCUUAGGAUAUCCAAACGGUUUAACUAUAGAUUUUGAAAAAGAUCGCUUAUACUGGUGUGACUCGAAAUUACAUCACAUUCAACAUUCGAAUUUGGAUGGUAUCGAUAUAAAAACCAUCAAUUCUCAAUUAAUUCGACGGCCAUUUAAUCUCAUUAUUCAUGGAAAUUACAUAUACAUGACUGAUUGGAAAUUUAAGGCGAUUAUUAAGUUAAAUAAAGACGGGACCGGAGAAGAUGAAGAAAUUCUUAUAAAGGCGACAAAUCUUGUUUAUGGUGUGAAAAUCUACAGUGAAAGUGUUCAAAUGUUGGAUCAAUUACGGCAGCCAUGUUUAAUAAAUAAUGGUGGAUGUGAAAAAUUGUGUUUUGCGGUGCCAGGAAACGGUUCCGAUUCACUACAAGUUAAAUGUGACUGUCCGGACGGUGAAAGCUUAAUAGAUGACGGUAAAUAUUGUGAAGCUGAUCCAAAUGCUGAACCAGAAGUAAUAGCGUGUCCAAAUACCUGGGAUUUCAUGUGUAAUAAUCAACGGUGCAUACCAAGAAGAUGGGUUUGUGACGGGGAAGAUGAUUGUUUGGAUAAUAGUGACGAAGAACAAAAUUGCACACUGUUUUAACUUACUGAAACUUACCUUAAAAACUCAGAA